Molecule: messenger RNA, 4971 nt
Organism: Talaromyces rugulosus
Lineage: Eukaryota; Fungi; Ascomycota; Eurotiomycetes; Eurotiales; Trichocomaceae
Exons: 11
Coding region: 1-4971 (1656 amino acids)
Molecular function (GO): protein binding; metal ion binding
Source: RefSeq, a predicted model, not a curated record
AUGUACAGGCCUCCACAGGGUCGCGGCCAGUCAGGACCAGGAGGCACCGAAGCCACGUUCUAUCCCGGUGGUACAGAUGACUUCUACAUGCCUGACGUGAUCUCGCCGUCUCCCCAACGAGUAAUGCCCGAAGUCCCCGAGAACAUGCAGGAUAAUAUAGCCCAUCUCGAACACGAGGCCCGCGCCUCGCGAGCGCAAAACCCCAAUUCGUACGCCCGCUUCCCCGACCGCUCGUCGUCGAUGACUGCGCCUGUUUACAACCAGGAUAACAACAGUUACAGCGGCCAGCCCGCGAGCCCAUACGGCCAGCCGGCCUACGAGACCAUGGAGCAUCCCAAUUUCUCGCCGUUCCCUGUCCUGCACAAUCCGCCGCCCAAUGUCCCGCCAACCGACGAGCAAAAGGAGGCCAACCUCGAAAAGGGCCGUGUCGCGGUCCUCUCGUCCAACGACCCGGACAUGCAGCUCGCCUGGGCCCAGGAUGCCCUCUCCUACGUCGAAAUCGCGACGCAGAACGAACUCCGCAUGUCGCAGAUCCAGCCGUCGCGACCUCAGACCCCGCAGGUUGAGCGCCAACUCCGCACCGAUGCCAUGAAUAUCGUCUCGUUUCUGGCCGAGCAGCACCAUCCGCACGCGCAGUUUAUCAAGGGAAUGUGGCUGGAGUUUGGCAAGUUUGGUCUACGCGUCGACAAAAAGGAGGCCUUUCGCUCGUAUUCGCGCGCUGCCGAGAAGGGAUAUGCACGCGCAGAGUAUCGCAUGGGUAUGCAGUUUGAGGGAUCCAACGAGCCCGCCAAGGCUAUUAGACAUUAUGAAAAGGGUGUCGCAUUGCGUGACUCUGCCUCUUACUACCGCCUCGGUAUGAUGAUCCUUCUUGGCCAGCAUGGACAACGACAGGAUUACGACAAGGGCUUGGAGUAUAUUCGCCUCGCAGCCCAGACCUGUGACGAGAACGCGCCUCAGGGGGCCUAUGUUUAUGGCAUGCUACUUUCCCGGGAACUACCCCAGGUCACUGUGCCCGAGCAAUUUCUCCCCAUCGAUCUCAACGGCGCUCGAGUGAACAUUGAAAAGGCAGCAUAUCAUGGAUUCGCCAAAGCUCAGGUGAAGAUGGGAGCAGCGUAUGAAUUGGGCCAGCUGGGCUGUGAUUUCAACCCGGCCCUGUCCCUGCACUACAACUCUCUGGCCGCGAGGCAAGGCGAAGCCGAGGCCGAAAUGGCAAUCAGCAAAUGGUUCUUGUGUGGGCAUGAGGGCCUGUUUGAGAAGAAUGACGAAACUGCUUUUACCUAUGCUCAACGGGCCGCGCAAAGCGGCCUACCCACCGCAGAGUUUGCGCUUGGAUACUUUUACGAGGUGGGCAUCCACGUUCCAGUCGACAUUCAAGAAGCCCGCAGAUGGUACGCCAAGGCUGCUGCAAGUGGCAAUAAAGAUGCAGCCGGCCGAAUCGACAGCAUCUCGCGGUCCAAGACUCUUUCUCGGAAAGACCACGAGCAGGUCGCCAUUGCUCGAAUCAAGUCACAGUAUGGUAACGGUGGACGACCGCGUCCGUCAUAUGGCGACAGACAGGCACAAGCACAGGCUCAAGCUCAGGCACAGGCUCAGGCACAAGCACACGCAGCCUCCAUGGCGCCGCCCCAGGAGGCCCUGGAGAUGCCAGACCCUUCACGUAUGCGAAUCAAUGAUGAUGGAUAUGCAUCGCCAUACCAGGGUAACGCCCAGCAGGGAUACGGACCGCGUCCAUACGGAAGCCCCAAGAUUGCCGAAGCUCGACCCAGCUCUGCGUUUGGUAUCAAUCCCAAUAUCCAUUCUCCCACGUUUGGGCCGGGUAGUCCCGGCUACAACCGAGUUCCAUCCGCGGGACCUGGACCCAUGGGUUAUAGGCAAGGCCCAGGAGCGAAUUCACCCAAGAUGCAACCUGGUCCAGUGGAUGCCCAGGGCGUUCCCCGGUUAGACAUUGGUUAUUCAGCACCCAUGGACCGCCGACGACUACAGCGGCCCGACGCCCAGGGUGGUGGUAGUAUGGGUCGACCUCAGGACAUGAAUGCCGCCAUUCCGCGGGACCGCAUGUCGAGAACACCGGAUGGACGAUCACAGACAGGACAUCCUCCGCGCAACGCGUCCAUGCCAACCCCCAACCCAGGCCGACCUUCUCCAGCCUCAACGCCGCGACCUGGAGGGCCUCCGGGGCCUUCUAGUGCUGGUGCCCCGGCCAACGGCCCGGCCAAGGCCAGCACUGCUCCAGCCAAACCGUCGGGAGGAGGUCUUCCUGGCAAGGGACCUAAGACGUUUGAGGAGAUGGGAGUUCCUCAAGCAAAACACGACAGCGAAUGUGUAAUACAAGAAAAGAGACAACCUGCAACCCAGUUCCUGGUGACCAUCAUGGCCCCACGGAAGAGGAAGAGCGAGCAAGACGCUCCGGACAGUGUCGUCCUUAUUCGGUUUGUACUUCGCUCUGGUAUGUACGUGCAAAAGGUCAGACAAGUGCUUACAGACACGGUACAGGCGACUGAUGUGUCCAACAAUCUCCAUCAGAAGGUUUCCAAGACAUUCGCAGGAAAGGCUCUCAAAGAGAUGCAUGAGCGAAAGGAGAUUGAAGGGCGAGCUGCAGGAAAACAACUUGUCUACCAUGCCCUGCAAGAUACUACCGAAGACUCGCCAACCACUGAUCCAUCCUACGGCCAACAGCACAUCCAAGAUCUCCACGACAAAGUCACCGCUCUGAAAACCUCUGAAAAACAGCUUCGCGAGAGACUGGCCGUGCUAAGCGCGCAUAUCCCUACAACAACGCUUCGGGAUCAGGUUGCGGCUCUCGAACGGGAAAAGGCGUCAUUAACUUUAACCGUUUCGGGUCUGUCUUCUACAACAGAGUGUGUCAGUGUAGAGGAAAUGGACCGGGUGCAGCAGGACUGGCAGAAAUGGAAGCGUCUUGUCGAUUCGCGCAGAGGAAUCUUUCGAGAGUUUUGGGGCAAGUGCACUGAAGUGCUGCCGCCGGAUACUACGGAAGAGGAACUCAAGGUCUGUCAAACUGUGGUUUUGGUUGUGUGUUGGCUUUUCCCACACACCCCACCCCAAUUCGCCCUCUUCUGCCCCUCCGCUUUUCUUCUAUCGCCGAGACCAGCCAGAUCCGACGACCAAAAAAAAACGACAAAAGUAAUGUCCCAGGCCCACGCUCCAGCUCCUCUGCAGCACCGCCCAACAGCAAGCACUGCCAACCCGUCCGAGUCUGCUUCUUCUUCAAAUGGCCUACUAGCUUAUCCGCAUCAGCGAGUGCCCAGCGAGAUGAGAACGCGCAAUAAUACUGCUGCCAACGCCAACGGCAACAGCAACGGCCAUGCUCGCAGUCUGUCAGGCGUCGCGGCCGCGCCCUUUGAGAUGGCUCGCAGUCCGCCGAAUUCGAGUACGAAGAAUACCAAGCAUGUGCCGUGCAAAUUCUUCCGUCAAGGAGCCUGCCAGGCUGGGCCCGCCUGUCCGUUUCUGCACUCUACCGAUGCUACUAUAGAGUCGGCUCCGUGUAAAUACUUUACAAAGGGAAACUGCAAGUUCGGCGCCAAGUGCGCAUUGGCACAUAUCCUCCCCGAUGGUCGCCGCGUGAACAGACCCAACUUUGGCGGAGGUGGAGGAAAUGGAGGAGCAGGAAACGGAGGAGCAGGCGGUCAUCUCAAUCUCGGUGGUCGAGUGAAUCCGCAGGCUUUUCAUAGCCAGGACUCGGCGCUCACAAACUCGGUUCUCUCGCAGCAGCGGAUGAACGGUCAAGACUCGCGAUUCGCAUAUCAGUAUGCAGGACAGGACGAAUUGGCGGCCGCGGCUCAUGGCCACCAGCAACAACAACAACAACAACAACAGCCGUUUGAAGACGCAGCAGGAUUGAUAUCAGACUCCAAAUACGGCUCGCCCGAGACUUCUCCUCCCCCAGCGCUGACCCUGCGCGACGUGCAACUCCCCGCGUCCUUUGACAGCCAGGGAAUCUCGCACAUGGCGCGGUAUGGCCCCGUUGCAGCAUCGGUGCCCUCGCAGUUUGGCCUGGAACUCGCCUCCCCACCGACCCAGCGCCCUCCGUCAGACGCUCUGCGGAAUCUCCGGGAUACUGCGUUUGCGUCUGAUCUGCGACGGCCGACGUCAAAUUUCGGCUCGUCGCCGCCGGCAGUUAUGAUGGAUGAAUCGUCUCAGUCUCGCUUCUUACAUUCCCAGCGGAUGGUGCCGCGUUCCAAGGUGUUUUCGGCAAGCGUGCCGCGCCCCAGUGCCCUGGACGAUUGGGAUGAUAACUUUGCCAUGGAGGAAGACUACCUCCCUGGUAGUCUGCACGAUGACGUCCUCACACCCCAAGAAAAAAUGAGACGCCUCUCACGCACCGAUCACGAUCUGAGCUCUAGCCAACGAGACCCCAGCGGUCUGGGUAUGGCCGGCACAAGUGCCACCAAGGUCGGAUCGCCGCUGGCAUCCAGUCCUUCACGAUUCGGCGCUCUGUUUGCGCGCCAGCGCCAGAGGAAGGAGGAAGAAGCGCUCGGUGCUCCAACAUCCUCGUCGUCACUACAUCAUAUCGGAUCCCCGCUUCGAGAGUCCUCGAUGCAUCACCUCACAUCGAGUCCCAGUCUUCGGCCCAUUGGCAGCCGCUCUGUCUCGGGCGACGUGUCGCCGUUUGUAUCGAGUCCUGGACGCCAGUCGUCCAUGUCUAUGAUCUCGCAACAACUAAACAACAUGUCCCUCCACCCCAGCUCUGCGCGCCAACAACAACAACAGCAACAAUCUGCCUCGGGCUCAAACUUAGGCCUUGGUUUAGGCUCUACUCGCACAGCCUCGUCGCCCAUGACAUCCAGCCGCAUCGACGAGGAACAGGGCGACCUGGUUUUCUCCAUGGAAGAAGAAGAGAACAACAAACGGAACAGCCUUGCCUGGAACUCGUCAAAUAAAUCCACUUCGUCGACCACCGAGGAGACGCCUUUGGCAAAUACAUCUUCGUCGCAUCUUGAAUAUCAGUCAUAG